UGUAGUUCAUUAUCGUUACAGUCAAAGCCUUUAUCGAAAGGUGCUAACUCAGCUCAAGAAAACAACAAUUAGAUAUUAUUUUGAAUUCUUCUCGGUGUUGAAAAAGUGCUUUCAUUUGGUAUUCGAUUGAAUUAACACCAUAUGCGAUGGGUACUGAGCUCAAUAACCGCUUUUUAGAACACCAAGUGAGCUAGCUAGCUAGAAUUAGCCCUUUUAGAGCCGCGUGUGGUUGCUUAGCGACGUAGAAGCCGCGAGCGCUGCUAGCUGGUAGCCUAGCCGCUUGUCAGAAGGACACACAGAACAAGGACUUCAGAAACAACAACUGGCACAGCAGUGACCUUAGCAUAAAUUAUUCACAUAAGAUAAAGCGAUAUAAACAAGUUCAGUGAGAGACGGGCAUUAAGUUUGGAUAAGUCUCGUUCACGUCCUGACGAAACUUGCAACCAUUUAAAGUGAAAAGUGUGUUGCCAACUGAAUGCCAAGAAUAUAACAAAGAUAAGGUUUCGCGGAAACACCAACAGCAGCAGAUGUUCUCACACUCGGUAUUCACCCAGAGGGGACGGAGAUAGGAGAGCAGAGAAAGAGAUGCAAAGAGCAGACAAGGUCACAGUUCCUGUGGACUGUCUUUGAAAGCGAAGACUCUGGUUACACUCCUCCUUCAGAUGGCGUUCUGCCUGGCUGAGCUGCACUUAUGGUCCACGAAGAACUCACUCCAAGUUAAAGAUACAGAUAUUGGCACCUAUCAGUACUACGAUAAAGGAGAGCCAGCCAAUCCCCUGGAGCAUCACUACUACAAUGAGAAACUCCAGUUCUGUGAAGCUCGAGGCUAUUUGUGGACCCCCAAGAACCGCCGGCCAGAGAAGCUGCGCGACUCGCUGAAGGAGUUGGAGGAGCUGCUGCAGAGCAACACCUGCGUUCACACCAGAUGGAGAAGCAAGUACUGCUGCCAGAUGAUGUUGAGCAAUGGAGUGCUGGUGACUGUCACCCUAAAAGGAUCUCAACUCGAUCAAGUGUGUGUAGACCGCACGUUAGUGGGUCGACUUCCUGCCAGCACUGUGACUGAUGCGGUGCUGAGCGAUCGGCUGGUUCUGCUGUCUUUCCUGGAGCAGAGCCAGGUCGCCGGCGUCUACCUGAACAAGAAGAGCCAGGAUUCCCUGGAGACUGGCAGGCGAACAGACAAACUCUCAUCUUCUGAAAUUAAGGUGAUGUGUGUGGAGGUGGGCGGGCCGGGUGGAGGACUUCGCAGGCGUGUAACUCUCAGCCGUCUCCAGGACGUGGCGCUCUGCUGGUGGACGCUGGACGAGCUCAGCGAGGGGAUGUGGCCGUGGACUCCCACAGACACACACAAAAACAAUCUGUUCCUGAUAAGCUGCUCACCUACUGAAGGACUCAAGGUCCUUUGCUCUAUCCGGACAACAGGCAACCCCCUGGACUGCUGCUUCAGCCAGCUUCAGCACUACCAGAUGCUGACAGUGGAGUUACCAGCUGGACCUCAAAGACUGUCCGCUGUUACCUGUGUGUAUGAAUGCGCACGAGGGCGCCUGCACCGCACAUCCAUCAUUUCCAUCCCACUGCCAUCGCCUCCUCUCUCCUGCUCUCGUCACCCAUGUGAGACCACAGUCCUCCUAGGCUUGAGGGACUCCUCCUUAGUGCUCUACGACCAGAGACGGGCGGUGUCGAUCUUGGCCUCCUGCCCUGUACCGCCCUUGUACAUGGUCUGGCACCCUGCGGGGGCUGUUGUCAUUAUGGUGGGGGGGCAGGAGGAAGUGAUGUGCUUUGAUGUGGGCUUGGCACCUUUAAACAUGGCGCUGGUAGCAGAAGAAGCCGCUCCCGCAGCCACAUUGAGACUAACUCAGCACCUGAACUGCUCUGGAGGCCUGGCUGGACUGCAGUGGGGAGCUGGUUUUGAUGAUGGACCGGAGGGGACAGAUACCCUGACUUUGGUCUUUAAUGGAGGACCAUUAGCUGCCUUGAAAUUCAGACUAGGAGCUCUAACUGGAGGCCAGCUGGGCCAUGUGGAGUUGUUGCAGCAGCGGCUCCGUUGCGGUCAGGUCAGAGAGGCGCUGGGCAUCCUGGAGGCCAUGGACUGGAGCAGCAUGGGGGACGAGAGCUACCAAGCCCUGAGCUCUGUGACCAACCACCUGCUGAGACUGCCGCUCAACGCAGACAGGGAAGCCCAGCUGGAAGCAGCCCUGCGGGUGUUUUACGCCCCGGCUGCCCCUCUGUCCGAUACAGUGGUACUGGAGUACAGGGAGCCGGUCACCAAGUACGCCCGCCGCCUUUUUCACCACCUCCUCAGGCAUCAGCGUUUUGAGAAGGCUUUCCUCCUCGCUGUUGACUUGGAAGCUCGAGAUUUGUUCAUGGACCUCCAUUAUGUCGCCAGUGAUAAGGGCGAGGUGGUGCUCGCGGACGUGGCCAAGAGGAAAGCUAAUGAAAUCGAAGCCCGGGCCAUCGCAGGCAACGGUGUUCUUCAGAGAGGCACCAGUGCUGCUUGUGGUUCCAGCUGGAGUCACAGAGAACCAGAUGUGGACCCGAAGGGGACAGGUCCCUCCUCCUCAGACAACCCUCCAACACAAGCCGACGAACGGACCAGACAAAGGAGACCAGAGUCCGUCCAUGUGGCGGUCAGUCCAGAUCUGCUCAGAACGCUGAGACAGACAGGAAGCAGUGGCGGCAACAGACUAGGAGGGAACGAUGAUGAAGACCCCGGGAUGCUCCACGUAGUUCAUUUAGGGAUGGUUUGAAAAGAAAAAAAAAGAAAGAUUUUAUUCCCAAAAGGAGACAAUAUUAUUAUAUUCUCUUCAUGUAUCCCAAUAGAUGCACCUUUUUAUCUGAAAUGUUGUUUGUGCAAACUGGAACUUGAACAAAUAAAUUUAAAAAAAUC
Poeciliopsis prolifica (blackstripe livebearer) is the source of this 2884-nucleotide messenger RNA. It is a transcript of the gene wdpcp, whose product is annotated as WD repeat containing planar cell polarity effector. Bases 663 to 2744 code for a protein of 693 amino acids. Gene Ontology annotation, molecular function: protein binding. Gene Ontology annotation, cellular component: axonemal basal plate. The record is from RefSeq and is a predicted model, not a curated record. The transcript has 19 exons. Gene Ontology annotation, biological process: establishment of protein localization; cilium organization; nervous system development. NCBI's taxonomy places the organism in Eukaryota, Metazoa, Chordata, Actinopteri, Cyprinodontiformes, Poeciliidae.